Messenger RNA from Petromyzon marinus (sea lamprey), 7513 nucleotides. RefSeq names its product dynamin binding protein (gene DNMBP). Lineage: Eukaryota; Metazoa; Chordata; Hyperoartia; Petromyzontiformes; Petromyzontidae. Gene Ontology annotation, cellular component: cytoplasm. The record is from RefSeq and is a predicted model, not a curated record. Gene Ontology annotation, molecular function: guanyl-nucleotide exchange factor activity; protein binding. Gene Ontology annotation, biological process: intracellular signal transduction.
AUUUCCAAUAACAACGGUAACAAGGAAACAACCUAAGAGUGAAAUAUUACCACUUGAUGGAAUAAAUUAUCCUUCACUUGCACUAAGUGGAGUGGAUUUACUGUUGCAUUGCAUAAUUUGUUAAACAAAUUGUAAUAGCCUUGUGACCUUUACCACUCACACACUGCCCUAAACAAGACAUCAAUUUGUAUCUUGUUCAAGGGUUAUUAAAGGCCCGAACAUUACAACUUUGCGUGCGUUUAUUUUGCAAGGGAAAAUAGUUUGCUUUCCCUCUGCUCCACUUGCUUGACACUUUGCCCUGCCACACCCAGUGUGUCAUAGUGCUUGUCUGACAUCACUAACCAGAGGAGAUGAAUGGUGAACAUUUAAUAGAGAAAUGGAACAUUUAUGCUGGUCUUUAGAAAUAGUUUUAAACAAUCCAGGACGGUUUGCUUUCAUGGAAACAUUCCAACUGUGAUUGUAUUUAUUUGGGAUGCCCCAGCGGCAGUCGAGGUUUUUGACAAUGAUUUGCAGGGAUGGUGCGUUUCCGUUCCUAGGCGCGAGGGCAUUUCCUCGUUACUGCGCCCUCCGUUAGCGUUGGUUCACGUUCGAAGCAGUGAGGAAGCCCGCUUAUCUUGCUUAUGUUGUUGAGUUGCGUCGGCAAUGAACCCAAAGGGGCAACCUUACCCGGUAAAUACAGUAAAACAUAUAGUAAACCACUGUAGUCUUCGUUCCUGCAAUGAAGGAAUAACAAAGCUACACCAACUCUCUCCCGAAGCCCUCUUGUGGCUAGCAGACCUCGCGACAUUUUCAUUUAUCUCCCGAACGCAUUGCCAGAAUUGGAGUAAAUUGUAAUGUGGUGCCACCUAGUGGCGAUACAGCUCAGACGAGUCUUUUAAGUAAACGGGCGGGAAAGCUUAGAUUAAUGUUCAUCAUCAUUAUCAACCAUAAUUCAAUCCACUGCUGGAUGGAGGCCUCUCCAAGCUGUCACCAUCUAAUUUUCUUGCAAUGCAACAAUCCACGGAGCACCUGUGUACGAGCUGAUUUCAGAGCUUUCCAUUUCUGGGGUAGAUGUCUGCUUUUUGAGGGUGUUUCCCACAUUAUAGUACAUUUAGACUUAUUCAGUGUAAUGCACACAACACACUGCAAAAUCACACAUGCUACAGUAGAAGACAUAUAACUGCACAACGAUAUUAGAUGAACGUGUAUUCAAAUUACAGCCACCAGGGCAGGGAGUGGGACAGGAGAUAUUUUUUGUGCAGUACUUGUUAGCAGGCUAUGGUGGCAAAUACCAGCGCUUUACAUAGCACCAACAGUAGGGACACAAUGUGACUUGUACACUAAUUGGAAUAUAUUGGAAACAGGUCCGGCUAUGAACUGUGCUACUAUAUUAUGGAUAAUAUUCCGGCUCUCAGUGUAGUUUUUCAUGAUGUUGUAUGAGAAAUUUUUUUAAUAUUCAGCAACAUUCCAGCAGCAGGCCAAGAGUUGUGUGUUUCUGAGUACUGUAGCGUGUAUGUUGUGGUCUGUUGGGCAGAUUAAUCAUUAUAAUUUAUAAUCUGGGCAUAUUCUCUUGUAUCAUGCGAGUCAUGGCAUUGUUUUUAUGUCCUGUGGAAAAUGUUAUGUUAUGAGUCGUAAUUAAGAUUUGAGGUUGUGCUCAGUGGUAUGCAAAUUUCAAUUUUAAGUGUUUAAAUAUAUGAAACGGUUAUGUUACGUGGAAAUAUCAUUUAAAAAAGCAAUAUACAAUUAUUAGAGGCCUUUGUCAGUCCACUGCUGGGUGAAGAAAUUGAUUUAGUGCUAUAUAAUGUAUGCAAUUAAUCAAUGUAUGACUACAGUACGUAUAUUUAUCAGCUACACUCUGGUAUUAUGGUAUAUGACCAACUUAUGCUUUAUACAGUAAGUAAAAAAAGUAAACCCUCGCGUAUGUUUUCGAUUCACAUAACUUAAAUUCCCAUGCGAUGUUGCACAGAAAAUUGGCUAUCAUGAGGUGUAGCGUCGCAGUGCCCUCUUGGGAAUCUGCGUGAUAACUUUAAUAUUUUAGAUCACACGUUUCAAAUUCCCAUUGGGUUACACAUACAACACGGCAUUUUCAAUGUUUUCCGCAUGUUGUGUCUUGCUGCUGUGGAAUUGCACGCAAUGCGUUGGUCGGAAUAUGUUUGAAUGCUGGAAUGUUGGCAGAGAUGCUCUCAUGAGGGAGGGGGAGUCCCUCUCUCUCUUUGCCAAGGCCUGGUCAUCACAUUUCUGCUGCUGCGCAUGGAUGUACACAUUUGCCCAACAUGUGGUACGAUUUCUACACCAAAGAUGUUGUUAAGCAACACCAUAAAUACUGUUUAAUAGCAAGACUGCAUCUGUGCGCACACGCGGUCUCGAUUCGUCUGCUCCUCCUGCAAAUAUAUAUUCUGCACGCGGCUGUGCUCGCACAUUUUAUAUGACUUCAGUCGUUGACAUAGAUUGUGCAAACAAGACACAAAUUUGGUGAUCGCAAAACCGUGGUAUAAGACAAAAUGGAUGCGUUUGCCUCGGGAUGAUGGCCUGAGCUGCAGUGGCAGAUAUUGAAUAGCGCAGCUGUGGAUGUAGCGCACGGGUGCCACAUUGCUGCCCUCGGGGUAGGCCGUGUGCCAGUGGUCCCUACUAGACAGGCACAGGGCGCCAGCUGCAGGCAUGAGGGGCCACCGACACAGACGCCUGCUUUGUUUCUUUGCGAGGAUUUCGGGCGUCCUCACUCGAGUCGCGAGGAGAAAUUUGGCAGGUACGGUGUUGCUGCGCUUGGCAUUUAGUGGCUCUUUUGAAAACACGUGUUAUUGUUUUUGGAUUUAGAAUGUUGUAAGAAUAAUCCUUGUUGUUAGGUGUGUUUACCCAGGAAAGUCUCUCCAAAUCUCAACACUCUUUUUGUUAGGAGGGUCCUGCUAAUGUUUUGUGGUAGGGGAUGCAAUGUUGCCAUGUGUAACCCCAAGUGAGUCAUUUGUAGAUAUUUUGUUAGCAUCGGGAUGUUUGGGCUAAUAUCAGUUACAUUGUGUGCUAUUGCAGUUUUCAGACGAUAGCAAUAUGGCGAUGUGCUCCUGCUUUUAAUAAUAAAUAAUUUCCAUACAUAUGGACUAUUGCAAUUUAAAAUCAUUCAGGAACGUUAUCUGUAAUUUGAAUCACUGGCAACGGAAGCCCGAAUGGUGUUUACCAAAUCAUCUCAUCUAGAACUGGCAACCUAGCAAACCUGUCCUAAGCCCCUAUGUGUGUGACUUUGAUUUCCCCUUAUUUACGAUUAGGCAUUGGAUAUCUUUGUGUAUUGACAAUCGUUGCAUGCUACAUAAUUAUUUGUUAUUUUCUUUGAACCUAUCUACGUGACUUUACCGAAAGACCCAAAUAAUAUGAAUUCCUGCAGUCACGAAAGCUUUAAGUCAAGAUUUAUGCUACACAGGUUUUAAAUGCCAUAUUCUUGAUUCCAAAGUAAUAUACACAACGGCAAUCGGAUACAAACUACUGCUCCUGCGACGCUUUCCGAACGUUAGAAAUGUUGACAAACCUGCUUGGGUGGGUUUGCCGCCGCUGCUGCUGCUACUGGUACGACCACCUUGUAAUGGUUAUAAGCGUGGCUGCAUUUGGUGCUCGCACACAAGGUCUCAUGAGCGUCACGUGAUACGGUCACGUGCCAUUGCUGGCACCCAGAGUGGUGGAGGCGGGGAGGAGGAGGAUGCUAUUCCUCUUUGCUCUCACAUAGGCCGAGAUAACAGGUGUAAUUUAACCUGAGCGGAAGACGGGUUUUACAUGCUUACCAUUGAGUCAUCAGUUUCGCUUGAAAAAGAGCAGGCUUGCUUUUGCCCGCUUUGGGGCAGAUAAACCAUUCGGCUGUUUUAAGACUGCACAUGCGGAGUCUUUUUUUAAAGUAUGUCAACUAAAUUAUCCGUAUUGCUCUUAGCAUGAUUAUUAUUAUUCGGAAACAACGGCAUUACCUGAGCUCUAAGUGCAACAGAACAUUGCCAAGAUGAAGCAAAGUCCAACCCCCGCAUUGCCAGGCGGAGUCAAUUGUGCCGCCGACUCUACUGUACUGUAACUAUCAAUUGGAAGGUUUUUUUGUUUGAAUUGUGAAGUGUGGACGAAGUGUGGGCACACGUUGGACGCACCCGGCAGAGCAGCAAUGUGGCAUCUACAACAACUUAAACGCGUUGGGUUGGACCCCAGCCGCUCUGGCGUCUGCGGGAGAGAAAACAAAACGUAACAAGAGCGAGAGAGGCUCAUGGCCGUGCUGGAAGACGAGCUCGCUUCCAGCGAGGAUAACUUAUAUCCCACGCGCGCCUGUUAUGCAGCAAGGUGUGACGACAGGUGUGUGAUGUUCGAGGUGCCGUCUUUUUAUACAGAUAACAUGACGCUGCUGAGUGGGCCUUCUGCUCCGAUGAACGGGGGCGCCGCCCACGUGGGCGGGCCACCGAACGGCGCCGCCCCCGAGGCCAGGGCGCUACAGGGCCCUCAGCCGGGCCGAGCGCUGGAGAAGCGCAAGAUGGUUCUGGAGGAGCUGCUGCGAACCGAGAGGGACUACUUGGCCGACCUACAGUUCUGCAGGGAGGAGAUCUACAUCCCGCUCAGGAAAACACAGGUGGCCAAUCUGGAUGUGGAGGGGCUGUUUGGGAACCUGGAGGCAGUGCUAGAAGUGAACGCCCGCUUCUACGAGUCGCUGCAGUCAGCCGUCCACAUCGCCCGCCCCGACGACCAGAAGAUCGGCGAGAUCUUCCUCGCCUUCAAAAGCGAGCUUGAGGAGGUGUACAAGGUGUACUGCCGCAACCACGAUGACGCGAUCUCGCUCCUGGAGGCCAGCGAGAAGGAUGAGGACAUCAAGGCACAGAUGGCAGUGUGUCUCAAAAAUAUGAGGGAAAGGUCCAACUACAUUAACCUGGGGGCCCUGCUCAUCAAGCCAGUGCAGAGGGUGAUGCGCUACCCGCUGCUGCUGACGGAGCUCCUGGGAGCCACGCCACCGUCUCACCCUGAUCAGCCGUCGCUGAGCAAAGCGCUCGUCGCCUUGCGACAGCUCAACCACAACAUCAACGAGUUCAAACGCCGGAAGGACCUGGUGGUCAAGUACAGAAAAGAUGAUGAUUCUUCACUGAUUGACAAGCUCUCCAAACUGAACAUGCAUUCCAUUCUGAAGAAGUCGAGCCGCGUCAGUGGCCACCUCAAGCAUCUGACAGGCAUGGCCUCCCAGAUCCGGGACGAGGCAUUUGAGGAGGAGGAGCGAGGCUUCCGUGGCCUCGAGCGCGCUGUCAAGUCCUUCCUGCGCAGCCUUUCUCUCUACACCCAGCAGCUGCGGGAAGCUCUGGCUGCCGAGCUUCAGUGCUCCUCCAGCUUCUCGGCACUUCACGCCAAACCCGACGCCGAUCGCUACCAACACACGUGCCGGCACAUCGCCACCGAGUCCUUCCCUCAGUUUAAGGAUCGCGUGGACCGGCUGGUGAUCUCCCCUCUGUCCGCCCUGCUGGCCUCCUUUGCGGGGCCGCACAAGCUCGUGCAGAAGCGUUACGACAAGCUGCUGGACUACAGCGCACGCCGCGAAGCAAGCGAGCGCAACCGGGACCGGCCCGAGUCGGAGGAGCUGCAGGCCACCCAGAAGGACUACGUUGCCCUCAAUGCCCAGCUGUUGGAGGAGCUGCCCUUGCUGAGAGCAGGAGGGCAGGCUCUGCUAGGAGCUGCAGCGCGCAACCUCGUGGCGGUGCACCGCGACCUCGUCCUCGCCAUCCUCCAGCAGCUGCAGCCCCUUGACGUACAGGCGGAGCAGCAGGGUGCGUUUGGUGCGCGGCACGUGCACGCACUCACUGAGCUGCAGCGCUUCAGCUUCAUGUGCGACCAGCCAGACAGUUUGCGCCGUGGGCUUGACGGACGGCGCAGCAUGGACCGGCGCGCUGCCUCCAGGCUCUCCGGCAUCCUGGCAACGAGCGGCAGCACGCAGACAGACUCGGGCCGCUCGCAGCUGCUGGCGCGCUUCCCGCCCGAUCGCCUCUUUGUUCUCGAUCGCAAAGUGAACGUGGCGCAGGAUCUGGACCUGGCGCUGAGCGAAGGCGAGCUCGUCGCCGUCAUCAAGCAGCAGGAUCCCAUGGGCAGCCAUCGCCGCUGGUUCGUCAGCAACGGGGUGGCACAAGGGUUUGUGUACAGCUCCUUCCUGCGGCCCUACAGCCCACGCACCAGCCAAUCGGCUACCUCUGUGAGCAGCCAAUCUUCGGCCGAGUCUGUGCCAGCGCGAUCCCCACACUCCUCGCCCAUCCUUACCAGGCAGAACAGCAGCUCUUCCACCCAGAGUAGCGGCUCCUCGGCGUGGAGUGGCCAGCCCCCGGAGCACGCCUCGCCGCUCCUAAGCCGACAGAACAGCGACACCUCCUGCCAGCUGAGCGUCGGCACAGCUCGCAUGAGCGCAACCUUCCUCAAAAAACCUCAGAGCCACGUAGCGAGUGGCGAUCAGACUGCAGACAGCACGUCGCUGCAGAGGAAUGGCAGUGGCCGAGGCAGCAUUAGAAACCAAGGCGGCACGAGCCAUCAAGCUGCAAGCACGGACUGCGCUACCAGUCGCACGGUGGAGCGGCUGGUCUCCCUGGAAGAAGAUCGUACGAUGUCCCAGCCGCCCCAUUUUGCCGACACCAUGGUCACACUGGACAGCCAAUGUGAGGGCACACCCCCUCGCCAGGGCCCGUGCAGACAUGGAGGCGGCCAGGGCAGCAGCUCGCACGGGGGGCCCAGGCCAAGUGGGGAGAGCAGCUGGGCGACCGUCGACCAGGACGCUACGCUGCAAGCCAGGAGGAAGUCCGUGUCCGGCUGGUCUGAGCGGCAGACGUCGCUGGACGUGACGAGGAUAGGGCACGGCGCCGGUGCGGAGGAGGCGACAAUUCCCAUCCGUUCCCAGAGUCUGCAGGACGAACGGUGGGACUGCUCCACCCACAAGGAAGGCCAACAGGCUGCUCGCCACGCACCCAGGACUAAACCUGGUGUGAGGAGGAAAGGAAAAGAUGUCUAUUACGCCGUGUACGCGUUCGAAGCGCGCGGAGCGGAAGAGAUGUCUCUGCGAACCAGGCAGCGAGUGCGCAUCGUGCAGUUCCGUGACGCCGCUGGGAACCAGGACUGGUGGCUGGUGGAGAGCGAGGGCCGGCAGGGUUACGUACCGGCCACCUACAUCGCCAAGAUGGAAUACACGUGACCCCAUCGUUGCCCCCUUCUCCAACCGUGGUGCUGCCAGUCGUUGCCCUUCGUUGAAUUGGUCAAGCUGGUGGGGAAUGUGACCUGCGAGAACCCCCACCUGUUUAGGAAUGACCUUUAGCAUUGUUCAUGAUAUAUGUGAGGAUCAUGCCACGAUAACUGGGAUAUAGGCUACAUGUGGAUUGUUUUGAAUCCGUUCCUCGUAGGCAGUUAAGUAGGAAGCUGGAAAUUCUGUUUGCACUCGAGCUUUUUUGUCAUUAACUGGAAAAUUGUGCACAGAUAUUCGUCGGGUUUUUUGCAAUUAGUGCAUUUAAUAUUCUCAUUUGCACCAUCUUGAAAGAGAGAUAUGUAAAAUAAAAAUUAAGAGUAUGCA